Molecule: messenger RNA, 911 nt
Organism: Coffea eugenioides
Lineage: Eukaryota; Viridiplantae; Streptophyta; Magnoliopsida; Gentianales; Rubiaceae
Product: auxin-binding protein T85-like
Exons: 6
Coding region: 1-717 (238 amino acids)
Molecular function (GO): auxin binding
Source: RefSeq, a predicted model, not a curated record
AUGCAACCCGGCGGCCUAGUUCGUGCUGUUCAGUGUUCCCCAGCCCUGCCCUGCUCCCAGAGUAAACUAUGUAAAAGUCAGAUAUUCUGGCCUGAACCAGAGAAACAGAAGAGUAGUGCGGAGACUGCAGAGUCUGUAGGCGCAAUGUUUUGGCAUCUCUUAACAGUUUUUGCAGCAACGGCUCUUCACUUCAGUGCGACUGGUGAAGCUUCUGAAUGUUUGACCGAUGGUUUUCCAUUAGUGAGAAAUGUUAGCAAGCUUCCACAAGGUAGCUUCGGGAUUCCCGGUUUGUCUCACACCACCCUUGCGGGUUCAGUCUUGCAUGGCAUGAAAGAGGUUGAGGUAUGGCUGCAAACAUUGGCUCCGGGAGCUCGCACCCCAAUCCAUAGACACUCAUGUGAGGAGGCAUUCCUGGUCCUAAAGGGGAGUGGCACUCUCUAUCUUACGACAAAUAUGCACCCCGAAUUCCCUGGGAAUCCACAUGAGUUCCGUAUCUUCUCAAAUAGCACAUUCCUUGUCCCUAUGGAUGAUGUUCAUCAGGUCUGGAACACAAAUGAGCAGGAGGAUUUACAAAUUUUGGUUAUUAUAUCUCGUCCACCUGUGAAAGUGUUCACAUAUGAUGACUGGUUUAUGCCACAUACAGCUGCCAAACUACUCUUCCCUAUCUUCUGGGAUGCAGUGUGUUACCAGACGCCUUUGGAAAGAGACGAGCUUUAACUUUCCAAUACAAAAAUCACUUGGAUUCUGCUACACAUUGGGUUCAAAAAACACUUAGAAAUAUAUCCCAGUAUAACGCGUGCUGUAUCAUGAUUUUACUUGUGUAUUUUGUAAACCUUCCUUUUCUGCUGAAAUUGGGGUUUGAAACUCUGAGUUCGGCACAAACUGAGGUCCAUUUGAUUUCCACCUGUAUG